Molecule: messenger RNA, 2936 nt
Organism: Cannabis sativa
Lineage: Eukaryota; Viridiplantae; Streptophyta; Magnoliopsida; Rosales; Cannabaceae
Product: cation/H(+) antiporter 18
Exons: 4
Coding region: 372-2783 (803 amino acids)
Biological process (GO): regulation of pH; proton transmembrane transport
Cellular component (GO): membrane; endomembrane system
Molecular function (GO): antiporter activity
Source: RefSeq, a predicted model, not a curated record
UGUUAAUAUAGCUGAAUUUUCAUUAAAAAAAUUAUAUUUAAAAAGAAAGCAAAAGUAAUUAGCAUAUAUAUUUUUUUGUUUUUUUUAAAAUUAAAAAAAAAAAAACAAGGAUUUGUGAUCUCUCAAGUCAUUUUCUCUGCGUAUUUCUCUUCUCUCGUCUCCGGCGUUGACCUCAACUCGCCGCACAUCUGACCCUAACUCGCGGAAGCCAGAGGGCAGCUCCUCCUAUCUCGUGUGGAACUCAACUCGUCGCAGAUCUGAACCCUAAACCACUCACGCCAGAGGCAGAUUGACUGAAGUCUGUCCAGAUAGCCACCCUUGUGGAGAAUGAUCUGAAGUUGGUAUAGACAUAAAGAACUUGGUCUCCUAAAAUGGCGACCAACAUUACUAAUGGGGUAGGACACAUUUGUCCGGGUCCUAUGAAGGCUACUUCAAAUGGUGCAUUCCAGGGAGAUGAUCCUCUUCAUUUUGCCCUUCCUCUUGCUAUUUUACAGAUUUGUUUGGUGCUUGUUGUCACUCGACUUCUAGCAUUCCUUAUGAAGCCAUUAAGACAACCGCGUGUGAUUGCUGAGAUUAUUGGAGGAAUAUUACUGGGGCCAUCAGCUCUAGGAAGGAACCAAAUGUACAUUAGCAAGAUUUUUCCACCCAAAAGUCUUACUGUGUUAGAAACUCUAGCAAAUCUUGGUCUUCUGUUUUUCCUCUUCCUGGCAGGCCUAGAGUUAGAUCCUAAAUCCAUUCGUCGGACUGGGAAGAAAGCCCUGAUGAUUGCCAUGGCAGGAAUUAGCUUCCCAUUUGCAUUAGGAAUUGGUUCCUCUUUUGUACUCCGACAAACCAUAUCUAAAGAUGUAAAUAGUGCUGCAUUUCUAGUAUUCAUGGGAGUAGCCCUUUCAAUAACUGCCUUCCCUGUCUUAGCUCGUAUUCUAGCUGAGCUGAAACUCUUAACCACUGAUAUUGGUAGAAUGGCUAUGUCAGCUGCAGCAGUCAAUGAUGUAGCUGCAUGGAUUCUACUUGCUCUCGCCGUUGCUCUAUCUGGAACUGGUCAAUCUCCUCUUAUCUCAUUAUGGGUCUUUCUAUCUGGGUGCAUUUUUGUAAUUUGCUGUAUUCUCAUUGUCCCUCCAAUCUUCAAAUGGAUGGCUCUGAGAUGUCAUGAAGGUGAGCCGGUAGAUGAGGUGUACAUAUGUGCAACACUAGCUGCUGUCCUGGCUGCUGGAUUUGUUACCGAUACGAUAGGAAUUCAUGCCAUGUUCGGUGCCUUUGUCAUUGGAAUACUUGUCCCAAAGGAUGGUCCACUCGCAGGUGCUCUCGUGGAAAAAGUAGAGGAUCUUGUAUCUGGUCUCUUUCUACCUCUAUAUUUUGUUUCAAGUGGAUUAAAGACCAAUAUAGCCACCAUUCGGGGGCUCCAAUCAUGGGGUCUUUUUGUUCUAGUGACGGUAACAGCUUGUUUUGGGAAGAUAGUAGGCACUGUUUUGGUAUCCCUUUUCUGCAAAGUUCCUUUCCGUGAAGCUGUAACGCUCGGGUUCCUGAUGAACACUAAAGGGUUGGUGGAACUCAUUGUUCUCAACAUUGGUAAAGAUAGAAAUGUUUUGAAUGAUCAAACAUUUUCGAUCAUGGUACUUAUGGCUGUGUUUACUACAUUCAUCACCACACCUGUUGUCAUUGCAGUGUAUAAGCCAGCAAAAAGGGCAAUAUUAGCUAAUUACAAGUAUAGAACAGUUGAAAGGGAAAAUCCAGACACCCAACUUAGGAUCUUGGCUUGUUUCCACAGUACAAGAAACAUUGCAUCAUUGCUAAACCUGCUUGAAGCCUCAAGAGGAACCGAAAAACGAGAAAAACUAUCUGUUUACGCACUGCAUCUCAUGGAGCUUUCCGAGAGGUCAUCAGCUAUUCUAAUGGUACACAAGGCACGAAGAAACGGCUUGCCUUUUUGGCACAAGGGCCAUCGGUCAGACUCUAGCAAUAUUGUUGUGGCAUUUGAGACUUAUGGGCAACUAGGCCGAGUAUCCAUUAAGCCAAUGACAUCAAUCUCUUCAAUGUCCGAUAUGCAUGAGGAUGUCUGUUCCACAGCCGAGUCAAAAAGGGCUGCAAUCAUUAUCCUUCCAUUCCACAAGCACCAAAGAUUAGAUGGCUCAUUAGAAGUUACAAGAAGUGACUUCCGUUGGGUUAACAAAAGGGUACUUGAGCAUGCAACUUGCUCUGUUGGAAUCUUUGUUGACCGGGGACUUGGUGGGAAUAGCCAUGUUGCUGCAAGUAACGUGUCUUGUUUCGUUACAGUUCUCUUCUUCGGCGGUCAAGAUGACAGAGAGGCCCUUGCUUAUGGCUCCCGGAUGGCUGACCACCCCGGCAUUAGUCUAAUGGUCAUCCGAUUUCUAGUGGAACCCAACAUUGCUGGACACAAUACUAUUGUUAACGUGGAAAGUGGCUCAAGCACCACCAAUUCGAGUUCACUCGACAACGAUGUCUUGACCAACUUUAAGAAGACUAAGGCUAACAACAACACCAUCAAAUAUGAAGAGAAACCAGUUGAAAACAGUGAACAAGUUAUUUCUACCAUCCGCGAAAUCGGUAACUGCAAUCUAUUUUUGGUGGGUCGGAGUCCAGUUGGUGAAAUAGCCUUAGCUUUGAACAAGAGGAGUGAUUGCCCUGAAUUAGGACCUGUUGGUAGUCUCUUAACUUCACCAGAUUUCUCUACAGCAGCAUCAGUGUUGGUUGUACAACAGUACAAUGGUCAGGUACCCUUGGAUUUAGAUUCAAUAUCUGGGCAAGAUUUAACAGAUGGAGAAUGAAAAUCUCUACCUAUAUAACUCUUAACUUUCUUAGUUUCUUACUAAAUCUGGUCUAAUAACACAUAGCUAAACAUUUUCCAGCCAUGUUAACUUCUUCUGACACCACAUUUUUUGCUUCUUCAAAAUAAUGUCAUUUUCAGGUGGUUACUGGAA